Messenger RNA from Budorcas taxicolor (takin), 1251 nucleotides. It is a transcript of the gene MSANTD1, whose product is annotated as Myb/SANT DNA binding domain containing 1. Gene Ontology annotation, biological process: positive regulation of DNA-templated transcription. Bases 1 to 1251 code for a protein of 416 amino acids. The record is from RefSeq and is a predicted model, not a curated record. Gene Ontology annotation, cellular component: nuclear body. The transcript is spliced from 6 exons. Lineage: Eukaryota; Metazoa; Chordata; Mammalia; Artiodactyla; Bovidae.
AUGGUCCAGGUGCCGCCGGACGCCCGGCCCCAGGCCCUCUGCCUUCUGGGCACCCAGAGCCUGAGGGUCCCCACAGGCCACGCAGCUGUGCCAAGCGGAGACGCUGGAGCCCAGCCAUUUACCCUGCCUCUGCGGGACCUGUCUGCUGGGGCCCAGCAGGGGGUGGUCACCCGGCCCAGCACACCAGCCGGCACACCAGCAGCGCUGCCCCAGGCCCACAGCCGCCCCCGCAGAGGCACUGGGGCCUGUUGCCCUGGGACUGCCCAGGCUGGGCACCUAGGGCGGCAGCGCCUCCUGACGACCACUCCGCAGCCCCCGCUGGGCCAGUACGCCGGCCUGUGCCCUCUCCAAGUGCCCCAAGGAGAUGUAGGCCCCAUUUUGAGCGAGGAGCUGCCUUCCAGGAGCGGGGCUCCCGCCGCGGUGUGCAGGCCCCGGCGGCCCGCCCCGAGCGCGCUCUUUAACCCCGCAGGUGCCCCGGGCAUGGCCACGGCAGAGGUGCCCGGCUACCUCGUGUCCCCACAGGCUGAGAAGCACCGGCGGGCCCGCAACUGGACGGACGCCGAGAUGCGCGGCCUCAUGCUCGUCUGGGAGGAGUUCUUCGACGAGCUGAAGCAGACCAAGCGCAACGCCAAGGUGUACGAGAAGAUGGCCAGCAAGCUGCUGGAGAUGACGGGCGAGCGCCGGCUGGGCGAGGAGAUCAAGAUCAAGAUCACCAACAUGACCUUCCAGUACAGGAAAUUAAAAUGCAUGACAGAUAGCGAGUCCGUCCCGCCCGACUGGCCCUAUUACCUAGCCAUUGAUAGGAUUCUGGCCAAGGCCCCCGAGUCCUGUGAUGGCAAACUGCCGGACGGCCAGCAGCCGGGGCCCUCCACGUCCCAGACCGAGGCGUCCCUGUCGCCGUCUGCUAAGUCCACCCCUCUGUACUUACCGUAUACCCAGUGCUCCUACGAAGGCCGCUUCCAGGACGACGGCUCCGACAGCUCCUCCAGCUUACUGUCCCUUAAGUUCAGGUCGGAGGAGCGGCCCGUGAAGAAGCGCAAGGGCCAAGGUGGCCACCUGCAGAGGAAGAAGCUGCGGCUGCUGGAGGCCCUGCUGGAGGAGCAGCGCCGGCUGAGCCGCGCCCUGGAGGAGACAUGCCGCGAGGUGCGCCGCGCACUGGACCAGCACAGCGUCUUGCAGGCCCAGAGCCUGCAGCUGCAAGAGCGAAUGAUGAGUCUGCUCGAGCGCAUCAUCGCCAAGUCCGGCGUCUAG